This is a messenger RNA of Marasmius oreades (fairy-ring Marasmius), 1134 nucleotides long. RefSeq lists its product as uncharacterized. The record is from RefSeq and is a predicted model, not a curated record. Lineage: Eukaryota; Fungi; Basidiomycota; Agaricomycetes; Agaricales; Marasmiaceae. Bases 1 to 1134 code for a protein of 377 amino acids. The transcript is spliced from 11 exons.
AUGGCCUAUCCCGGAUCGCUUUCACCAGACGCCUUGCAAGCAAUCUUCGAAUCCCUCGAAUCAGGACGAGUGGCUAUAUCAGCAGGUUAUGCAGCGGCAGCCCUGGUCUUAUACGACUUCUUCCUGACCUUUUCCGCGGAGUUGAAUCGGAUGUGGUUCUUGAAGAAGAAGAACUUAGUCUUUGGGCUGUUCAUAGUGCUUCGAUACUCGACGAUCUUCUACCAGGUUACCUUCAGCAUGGCGUUUUUCCUUCCCAUCCGUUCCAACAAGUUGCGCGGCCAUCAUAUACGUGGAACAAGUGAUGUUUAUCUUUUCAUCCGCGACGCUUUCCGCUAUCUUCACAUUGCGGACCUUCGCCAUCUACCGGCUUUUCAUAAGCGCUGUCGACUUCUUUGUUUCAGCAAAAGUCGCGGCUCAGUCCCCUCAAUUUCGACAGUUUGGAAGCUGCAGUCAGAAUUUUGCGGGAAAUUUUGCAGUAUGGAACACUGCGUCCGCCGCCCUCGCCUUCGCCUUCGACACGAUCGUGGUCACUCUGACAGUGCUCAAAACGGCACGAACAUGGAUGCAGACCAAGGAGGCGGGGAUGAAAAACUCGUACAGCUACUACUUCUUACGAGACGGUUUACUGUAUUACUUCGGAGUCGAGUUCCUACUACUGUUCACGGUCAUAUUCAAUCAGAUCCCCGCUCUUUCUAUCAGGGUGGCAAGAGUAAUGAUCAUUUUACAAACCUCGUGGGGCCCUUUCUAUUCAGUGCAAUGCUUAUUGUAUGGCUCGAAACUGAACAAAAUCUGUUCGCCAGGGUGGCGCCAAUCCUCGCUCAGCGACUUGUGCUCAAUCUACUUUCUGUCGACAAAAUUCUAAAUCCCACUCUUCAAGACCAGACUUCCCUGCAGACGAUGGACUUUGCCCUUGGAUCAAUUAUCGGAAACAUUGGCGCUCCCUUGGAGAUUGACUGGGAAGAGGAUUCGGAAGGAACUGAAGGAGAUCGGGAAUCCCCGAAAGCUGAGGAACAGCCUCCUUACGAAAGCGAUCUUGAAGGGAUUCAGAUGGUGAAUAUUGGUGAUUUGAGCUAUACCGGUAAAAAAGAACCUGGUGGUAGCACGAGUGGUACUGUUAUUAGGUAUGUAGUGUAA